Molecule: messenger RNA, 2757 nt
Organism: Closterium sp. NIES-65
Lineage: Eukaryota; Viridiplantae; Streptophyta; Zygnematophyceae; Desmidiales; Closteriaceae
Source: the annotation of a GenBank genome assembly
AUGGGGCCGGUCGGGGGGGUGGGGGGAAAUUACAGCCCCGGGCACGCGGGCGCGUAUGGGUACGCGGGGGAGGGCAGCAGCGGAGGCGGGGGAGGAGGCGGGCGGGGGAGCAUGGGCGGAAUGGCUGCUGGCCCGCGGGGGGACCUGCACUUGCGCAGGGCGUUUUCGGAAGAUAGGCGCGCGCUUAAUUCCGCGCCUAUGCCCGCUAGGGGCAGCUUUGCGCCGCCUGGUGGAGGUGUGGGCGCGCGGAGGGGGGAGGAUCCGCGGCAGCGAAUCCUUCCCUCCCGCGGGCUGGGGCAGUCGGGGGACAACAGCCCUAGCCGCUCCCCCGCGCGACCGCUCGGGGGGGCCGCCACGUCAGCGCCGCGUCAGCAUUAUAGAGACGAAGACGGGCGGGGGAGUCAGGGGAGGAGAGAUGAUGAGUAUGAUGGGGACAGGAGGAGGAGGGGUGAUGAUGAUGAUGCAGGCAGGAGGAGGAGAGAUGAUGAGUAUGAUGCUGGUGGGAGGGGGAAGGAUGGUGGUGAUGAUGGGGGCAGAAGGAGGAGAGGUGAUGAGUAUGACGAUAGGAGGAGGGAUGAUGAUUAUGAUGGUAGGAGGAGGAGGGGGGAUGAUGACGAUGGGUACGACCCGAGGGGGGCUGGGCGGGAUAGGGAGAGAGAUGGGGGAAGAGUUGGGGAGAGGGAGAGGGAGAGGGAAGGGGAGAAGGAGUGGGACAGGGGGGAGGGCAGAUACGAAAAGGCGGAUGGGGAGGAGGAAUGGCGGUUGCGAGAUGAUUGGGAGAGAGGGAACGGGGGAAGAGGGGAUGGAGGUAGGGGAAAUGGAGGAAGUGGGGUUGUGAGAAGAGGGGAUGGGGGAAGAGGGGAUGGGGGAAGAGGGGAUGGGGGGAGAGAGGAUGAGGGAAGGGGUUUUGGGGGGAGAGGGGACGGGGUUAGGGGUUCGGGGGGAGGGAGUGGAAGGGAGAGGAGGGAGGAGUGGAGGGAGAAAGGGCGAGGAGGGGAAAGGGAGGAGGGCAGAGGAGAGGGGAGGGCUGGUGGGGGUGGGGAAGGGUACAAUAGCGAGGGGAGUGGAGAGAGGGAGAGUGACUAUGUUGAGAGAGGCAAUGUGGAGGGUGAUUAUAAAGAGCGGGAAUUGGGCCGUGAUAGGCAUGGGGGUGGUGGAUAUGAUGAUGGGUAUGGGGAGGAGGAGCAUAACUACUCCCCUCAACAACCACCUACAGGUUAUCCCCAUCAGAGCUCUCCUGGAGUGUCCUCCCCACAGCAGUCGUCUCACCAAUCCUUCCACCAGUCCACACCCUCGCCCUCCCAACAGAGGCAGCAGCAGCUGGGAAUGGCUCGCAGUGGUGGCCCUGCUGCGGCUGGCUCUCCUGGGUUAGGAGGAGUUGUGAGUGGUGCAGGUGGUAAUUGUGCCGGUUCUGGAGGAGGAGGGGCUAUGCCAGGUAGAUCCUCUUCAUCUGCCACUGGGCGCACUCCGAUUGGCCACACCCGAUCUAACUCCCAGAGCCUACCAAUGACAAGAGGACACGUGUCACCUGGGGGAAGAGGCGGGGAUGCGGCAGGGGCGGCAAUGGUGGUGACGCCGCCGCCCGGCACGUCGCCAGCUGGGCGGUCCAGGUGGCGCAAUAUCAUUGGCCGGCCGCUGGAGAGCCUUGCCGCCCGGUUUGAGCUGACAGGGGAGGUGCUGGGGAAGGGGUAUUUCGGAGACGUGGUGGUGUGUGUGGAGAGGGACAGUGGGGAGCAUUUCGCGUGUAAAGUCAUCAACAAGGCGAAUGUGAAGGUGAGCACUGGAGGAUUGGCUGCGGUGCAGUGGGACCCUUCCUCACCCUCCCCCUCCCCUGAUGCAGAGGACGUGCAGAACGAGGUGGCAGCUGGAGGCGCUGAGAGAGCCACUUUCCCUGGCUGGUCUGGUUUGUUGUACCAUCAUCAUGUAUUGCCCCUUGCCCGCUUUUCCCCUUCCCCCUCCUCCCCUCUAACUCCUCCCCGCCAGACCCCUGAGGAUGCAGAGGACGUGCAGAGCGAGAUGCCGGCUCUGGAGGCGCUGAUAGAGCCACUUUCCCUGGCUGGUCUGACUCCAGAGGACGCAGAGGACGUGCAGAACGAGGUGGCAGCGCUGGAGGCACUGAGAGGGCACCGGCACAUCGUGCAGCUCAUAGAGACGGUGGAGGAGCCAGAGACGGUCUAUCUGGUGAUGGAGCUGUGUCAGGGGGGCACACUGCAGCAAGCAGUCAGGGAGCAAGGGCCGUUCAACGAGCCGCAGGCAGCAGCGGUGGUGGCGGCAGCAGCAGAGGCGCUGCUGCAGUGCCACUCCAACGGAAUCAUUCACCGCGACGUGAAGCCCGAUAAUAUCCUGCUCGGGGAGCGUUUGGACGUUUCUGGGGGAGGCUUACCUGGGGACGUGAAGAUCUGUGAUUUUGGCAUCUCCACCUUCUUCCAGCCAGGAACAACAUGCAGUGAGAUAGUGGGAACGGCCUCUUUCCUCUCCCCUGAAAUGCUCGCUCAAACCUACUCUUCUCCGACUGACAUUUGGAGUCUCGGAGUCUUGCUGCACCUGCUGCUCUCGGGAUUCCUCCCCUUCCGCGCUCCCACCAAAGAGGCCGUCUUCGAGGCAAUUCUGGACGGCAGAGUGGAUUUCCGGGCGGCGCCGUGGCCGAUCGUGUCGCUAUCUGCCAAGGACUUGGUGUCGAGGAUGCUGACCGUUGAUCCGGAUGAGAGGAUCACAGCAGAGGAGAUUCUCAGUCACCCUUGGAUCCUUGACCCGUGA